GCAGUCGCAUUUUAGGAAACGCUCAGCCCGUUACUGAGAUUAGCUCCGUCGUCUCGCUCGAGGCGUUGCUUCCUGAAGCGUUCGUGCCUGCAGUCCCCGCGGACGGUUCCUGGUGAAUACAUCCAAUCCAUCAGUCAGUGCUCUUCAUUUAUUAGCGCUGACUGCCACCGACUCGCAGAAGGCAUUUCCCUCUCCCCGGCUUCCAAUGCAGUCACACUUUACUCGUGAAGGGCCUUCUCUGGAUCACGAGGCUGCAGAGGAUGCUUUGCUCAGGCUUGCCUCCAUUAUUGAAACCAGCUCCUUGCGGGAUGCCAUCAAGGAAGUGCUGGAGGCUGUGCUCCCCAAAGUGGAGAGUGUGUUUGUGUACCUGCUGGACGUGCAGACCAGUCGGCUGCUCUGUGAAGACCCGCCCCAUGAGCUGCUCUCAGAGGGAAAGCUCAGGGAUGUGGUGACCCAGCAGAAGCGGGUGCAGUGUGCAGGUCUGCCCCCCUCUGAGCUGCAGGAGAAACAGCGGAGCAGCCUGGCUGCACCCUUACCACCCGACAAACGAGCGUUGAUCAUCCCGCUAGCAGACCAGGAUCAAGGCACAGUCAUUGCUGUUAUUUUGGUCUGUUGUAAACAGCUGAGUGAACAGGAUGAACAGCACCUCACCGUCCUGGAGAAACAUCUCACUGUUGCCUGUAAGAGGGUGCAGGCCCUACAGAAGUCCGCACAGUGGCCCCAGGUCAGCCUGUCGCCGGUUCCAUCCCAGAGCUCCCUCACUAAGGCUGAGACGACUGCGCCAGAUGGCAGCUACAGCGAAAUGGACCACAAGAUCCUCCAGUUGUGUGGUGAGCUGUAUGACUUGGAUGCGGCCUCACUCCAGCUCAAAGUCAUCAAUUAUCUGCAGCAGGAGACGCAGUCAUUAUGUUGUUGUCUGCUGCUGGUAUCAGAGGACAAUCACCAGCUAUUCUGCCAGGUGGUUGGAGACAAAGUUCUGGAGGAAGAGAUCAGCUUUCCGCUGAUGUUCGGUCGCUUUGGGCAGGUGGUGGAGAAGAAGAAACCCAUCACUCUGGGGGAUGUCAGUCAAGAGGAACACCGGCAGUUGAACAGCAUGCUGGGAUUCGAGGCACACUCCAUGCUGUGUGUGCCUGUUGUCAGUCGGGCCACCUCUCAAGUGGUGGCUCUGGCAUGCGCCUUCAACAAGAAAGGGGGCCAGAGGUACACGGAGGCGGACGAACGCAAGAUCCAGCACUGCUUCUGCUACACCUCCACGGUGCUGACCAGCACGCUGGCAUUCCAGAAGGAACAGAAACUCAAGUUUGAGUGCCAGGCACUGCUGCAAGUUGCCAAAAACCUCUUCACGCACUUGGAUGACGUAUCAGUGUUGCUGCAAGAGAUCAUCAUAGAAGCCAGAAACCUCAGCAAUGCUGAGAUCUGUUCAGUGUUCCUCCUGGACAGGGUGAGCCAUGAACUGGUGGCCAAGGUGUUUGAUGGCGGGGUGGUGAAUGAUGAUGAGAAGGAGUUCCGGAUCCCAGCCGAUCAGGGGAUCGCUGGCCAUGUGGCCACCACAGGCAAGAUCCUCAACAUCAAGGACGCCUACUCGCACCCGCUCUUCUACAGGGGGGUGGACGACAGCACCGGCUUCCGCACGCGCAACAUCCUCUGCUUCCCCAUAAAGGACGAGAAUAAUGAGGUCAUUGGAGUUGCUGAAUUGGUCAAUAAGACCAAUGGACCGUGGUUCAACAGGUUUGAUGAGGACCUGGCCACUGCCUUCUCCAUAUAUUGUGGUAUCAGCAUUGCUCAUUCUCUCUUGUACAAGAAGGUUCAUGAGGCCCAGUUCAGGAGUCACCUUGCCAACGAGAUGAUGAUGUACCAUAUGAAGGUGUCAGAAGAGGAGGUGACCAAACUGCUGAGCAAUGGUAUUGAGCCGGUGGCCAAGAUCCACCCCAACUUCGCCGAGUUCACCUACACACCCCGGUCCCUUCCAGACGACAACACGCCCAUGGGAAUUCUCAGCAUGUUUGAGGACAUGGGCUUCAUCAACACCUACAAGAUUGACCUGCACACGCUGGCCAGGUUCUGUCUGAUGGUGAAGAAGGGCUACAGGGACCCUCCUUACCACAACUGGAUGCAUGCGUUCUCCGUCUCCCACUUCUGCUAUCUCCUCUACAAGAACCUGGAGCUCUCCAACUACCUCGAGGACAUUGAGAUCUUUGCCCUCUUCGUGUCCUGCAUGUGCCAUGACCUAGACCACAGAGGGACUAACAACUCCUUCCAGGUGGCCUCGAAAUCUGUACUGGCUGCCCUGUAUAGUUCAGAAGGCUCGGUGAUGGAGAGGCACCACUUCGCCCAGGCGAUUGCUAUUCUCAACACCCAUGGCUGCAACAUAUUUGACAAGUUCUCCAGAAAGGACUACCAGAGGAUGCUGGACCUGAUGAGAGACAUCAUUCUGGCCACGGACUUGGCACAUCACCUGCGCAUCUUCAAAGACUUGCAGAAAAUGGCAGAUGCGGGAUACAAUCCCAAGAACCAGACCCACCGCAGCCUUCUGCUCUGUCUGCUCAUGACCUCGUGUGACCUUUCCGACCAGACCAAGGGCUGGAAGACUACCAGGAAGAUUGCGGAACUCAUUUAUAAGGAGUUCUUCUCUCAGGGGGAUUUGGAGAAGGCCAUGGGCAACAGGCCCAGUGAGAUGAUGGAUAGAGAGAAGGCUUACAUCCCAGAGCUGCAGAUCAGCUUCAUGGAGCACAUCGCUAUGCCCAUCUACAAACUUCUACAGGAGCUAUUCCCAAGGUCAGCUGAGCUGUACGAGAGGGUAUCUGCCAACCGCGAGCAGUGGACCAAGGUCUCCCACAAGUUUACCAUUCGUGGGUUGCCUAGUAACAACUCUCUGGAUUUCCUGGAUGAGGAGUAUGAGCUGAUGCAGGCACAGAGCCAGCAGAGCCAGGAAGCCCACAGGAUGAACGGCUGUCUGAACUCCAAAGCAUCCCUCGAGGAUCUGGAUGCGCGGCAGAACCAGUGACCAAUCUGUUUUUAAAACACAGAGCAGGAGACCCGCAAAACAGUAACACCUUAUAUUUGAGAGGAGAGGGAAUUACCUUCAGCAUCGCUUCUGACCUGCAGACAGCCAACAGGUAUCAGUGCUGAGAGAGAUGCUGCCAUUGUAGUACAGGAGUCUGUAGCUGUAAAAUGAGAAACAUUUUAAAUGGGAUGGUGUCUGGUUCAGUCCAAC
Molecule: messenger RNA, 3214 nt
Organism: Megalops cyprinoides (Indo-Pacific tarpon)
Lineage: Eukaryota; Metazoa; Chordata; Actinopteri; Elopiformes; Megalopidae
Gene: pde2a
Product: cGMP-dependent 3',5'-cyclic phosphodiesterase
Exons: 30
Coding region: 206-3004 (932 amino acids)
Biological process (GO): cGMP catabolic process; positive regulation of gene expression; negative regulation of receptor guanylyl cyclase signaling pathway
Cellular component (GO): perinuclear region of cytoplasm; mitochondrial matrix; mitochondrial outer membrane
Molecular function (GO): protein homodimerization activity; 3',5'-cyclic-GMP phosphodiesterase activity; 3',5'-cyclic-AMP phosphodiesterase activity
Source: RefSeq, a predicted model, not a curated record